Papilio machaon (common yellow swallowtail) is the source of this 2306-nucleotide messenger RNA. Its product is annotated as pancreatic triacylglycerol lipase. The transcript is spliced from 15 exons. Gene Ontology annotation, biological process: lipid metabolic process. The record is from RefSeq and is a predicted model, not a curated record. Bases 328 to 2007 code for a protein of 559 amino acids. NCBI's taxonomy places the organism in Eukaryota, Metazoa, Arthropoda, Insecta, Lepidoptera, Papilionidae. Gene Ontology annotation, molecular function: protein binding; triacylglycerol lipase activity.
GCCGGUAAAGCGGUGGCAGAGACGGUGAGCAUUAGCCUGAGCGCGCCUGUCUGAUUGACAGUACUCGCAGAACUUUCCCGCGCAACGCACGCGCACUGUCAACGUAUUACAACAGUCGGAAGCGUUCCGAAAUUACGUGAUUCCAUUUAACGCACAUUCCCAUUCAAUAGUGUAACAAGCGAUAUUCCUUUAUUAUUUUGGCAAUACAUUACCUAAUCGGGUAUAUAACCUGUGUUUGUUUAUUGUGCUAUCGCGAAUAGUACUUCAAGUGAAAAAGCCAAAGAACGAAGGACGGAAAAACUGCGGAUUACAUUUUUUUUGGGUAAUAUGCGUCGACUAUACCUGACAGACAGACAUUUACGUGUGAUGCUGUGGUGCAUAUUGCUGGGACUGCAACCGACUUUCGCCGGUAUACUGGAUCCCUUCAAUUGGGCUCGCUCUGACCGCAUCGAGGUCAAUAUACCCUGGCUACCUUUUGAAAAUGAAACUCGGUGUUACGAUGAACUUGGCUGUUUAAACAUUACAAGAAGUUGGUAUCAUCUGAUCCACCGACCGUUCAAUGUUUUCCCUCUACCUAGAGUCGUUAUUAACACCAGAUUCAUUUUGUACACAAAGAAGAAUCCAACAGACGGUCAGAUCUUAAAUGUAAAUAUGAAUAAGACUAUCAUCAAGUCUAACUUCAGCCCAAAACGUUUAACGAAGUUGAUAAUACACGGCUUCAUAGACACGCCGCUAUCCAACUGGGUAAGCGAGAUGAAAGACGAGCUCGUGAAAGCAGAUGACUUCAACGUGAUAGUGGUGGACUGGGCGGGCGGCAGUCUGCCUCUCUACACGCAGGCCACAGCCAACACGCGGCUGGUCGGCUUAGAAGUAGCUCACUUUAUCAACACCUUACAGAAAGAUCAUGGACUAAAUCCACUGGAUGUACACAUUAUCGGCCACUCUUUGGGCGCUCACACCGCGGGCUACGCCGGGGAGAGGAUUCAAGGAUUAGGAAGGAUAACUGGUCUAGAUCCAGCCGAGCCAUAUUUUCAAGGAAUGCCUACACACGUUAGGCUAGAUCCUACUGACGCUGAAUUCGUAGAUGUCAUUCACACAGAUGGAAAAAGCAUAUUCCUAUUAGAUUUUGUAUUUAUGGCAGGAUAUGGGAUGUCGCAGCCGGUAGGGCAUUUAGAUUUCUAUCCCAACAAUGGGAAGGAGCAACCUGGCUGUGACCUCACUGAAGGCCCUCUGAUACCGCUCACACUCGUCAAGCAAGGCCUGGAGGAGGCCUCGAGAGUGCUCGUCGCCUGCAAUCAUGUCAGAGCUAUCAAACUGUUCACAGAAUCUAUUAAUGGAAAAUGUCCAUACAUUGGUCAUCAAUGUCCAUCUUAUCAACAUUUUCUGUCUGGCAAAUGUUUUCACUGUGGACAUGGUUGCGCCAUAAUGGGAUUCCACGCGGACAGUUCUCCAGGUCUCAUAACUAACAAAAACAAUCAGACUGAAAACGAAGUUUAUCCGUCUGAAGAACAAGAAACGAUUGGCGCUAAAUACUUUUUAAGUACCGGAAAAGAACAACCAUUUUGUCAUCGACAUUAUAAAGUUGCUAUACAAUUAGCCAAUCCAAAAGGAGCAGAAUCCUGGGUUCAGGGUUUCCUCAAAGUAACACUAAUGUCAGAGAGAGGUGUAAUCAGAGGAAUGGAUUUAACACCAAGUAACUAUGUUAAAUUAGAACAUGGAACGACAUACACAAUAGUAGUCACUCAUCCUAUGGAUUUAGGCGGUAAAAUAAGAAAAGUAGAGUUAUCGUGGGAGUACGACAUGAAUGUACUGGAGCCGCGAUCUCUGUGCAUCUUGUGGUGCAACGACCGUCUCUACGUCAAAUCGGUUCUCGUUGAUCAAAUGGAAUUACCAAGUAGAGGGAAAAGAAAUGUAGAUUUCAGCAGCAAAUUGUGCACGCCGAAACGAGAGUUUGCUGAAAUUCCCAACAGAGGCUCCGCAAGUUUCUAUGAUAACUGCAACAGAUAGCCAUAGUGCCAUACAAGUGACGCUAGCACCAUUAUUUAUUGCAAAUUAAUAAGGAAAGCUUUAAGUCGUCAAUAAUCAAAGGGAUCAAAAUCAGUGCCUCAAAUUGUGAUUCGUUGUUGCACUUUUGUGUGACGUGGUGUAUUUAAUGACUAAGUUAUGAACUUAAAUUUUCUUAAAUGUGAUGUUUGUUUACAACCUUGACGUGUAAUGAACAAUACUCGUAAGAAUCUGUGAGUUCCCUUUUGUCUCAUUAAAUAACAUUGUUAUUCAAUCAACGAUUAUUCCUAAGACUUUGUAAA